Molecule: messenger RNA, 4979 nt
Organism: Suricata suricatta (meerkat)
Lineage: Eukaryota; Metazoa; Chordata; Mammalia; Carnivora; Herpestidae
Gene: WDR7
Product: WD repeat domain 7
Exons: 28
Coding region: 248-4711 (1487 amino acids)
Cellular component (GO): cytoplasm
Molecular function (GO): protein binding
Source: RefSeq, a predicted model, not a curated record
UUGUGUGUCAGCUGAUUUACUGCAGCGGCGGCGGUGGCAGCGGCGGCAACGGCACCUUGCAGCCUCGGUGGGGAGACGCCGGCUGGGCUUCGGUUGCGGUCCCCAAGGUUUGCCUACCCUGAUUUGAGCACCCCACAUCCUCCCCACCGAACGUUCUCGCCUCGCCCACCUUUGCUGGGGCGCCCGCGGGUGGUGGGACCGACAACAUCGCGGCAUGAGAUGAAGCUGUGACAGGUUGGAAAACACAAUGGCAGGAAACAGUCUGGUCCUCCCCAUUGUUCUUUGGGGGCGCAAAGCACCAACACAUUGCAUCUCAGCGGUGCUUCUAACAGACGACGGGACCACAAUUGUAACUGGAUGCCACGAUGGACAAAUAUGUCUCUGGGAUCUCUCGGUAGAAUUGGAAGUCAAUCCUCGAGCCCUGUUGUUUGGUCACACAGCCUCGGUCACCUGCUUGUCUAAGGCUUGUGCCUCUAGUGACAAACAGUAUAUUGUGAGUGCAUCUGAAAGUGGAGAGAUGUGUCUUUGGGAUGUGAAUGAUGGCAGAUGUAUUGAAUUUACAAAAUUAGCCUGCACACAUACAGGCAUCCAGUUCUACCAGUUUUCUGUUGGAAAUCAGAAAGAAGGAAGGCUUUUGUGCCAUGGGCACUACCCUGAAAUCCUCGUUGUGGAUGCCACCAGCCUGGAGGUGUUAUACUCCUUAGUAUCAAAGAUCUCUCCAGACUGGAUUAGCUCCAUGAGUAUUAUUCGAUCCCACCGAACACAAGAGGACACUGUGGUAGCCCUCUCUGUGACGGGCAUCUUGAAGGUGUGGAUUGUCACCUCUGAAAUAAGUGGCCUGCCGGAUACUGAGCCAAUAUUUGAGGAGGAAUCCAAACCAAUUUAUUGUCAGAAUUGCCAAAGCAUUUCUUUUUGUGCAUUCACACAAAGGUCACUUCUGGUUGUGUGCUCCAGAUAUUGGAGGGUAUUUGAUGCUGGAGAUUAUUCCUUGCUGUGUUCAGGUCCUAGUGAAAAUGGACAGACGUGGACUGGAGGGGACUUUGUAUCGGCAGAUAAAGUGAUCAUCUGGACCGAAAACGGACAGAGUUAUAUUUACAGGCUGCCUGCCAGUUGCCUUCCAGCCAGUGAUUCAUUCCGCAGUGACGUGGGGAAAGCAGUUGAAAAUUUAAUUCCUCCUGUACAACAUAGCCUCUUGGAUCGAAAAGAUAAAGAGUUGCUAAUUUGUCCUCCUGUGACUCGGUUCUUCUAUGGAUGCAGGGAACACCUCCAUAAACUAUUAAUUCAGGGCGAUUCUUCAGGAAGACUGAAUAUUUGGAAUGUGUCAGACACACCUGAUAAACAGGAAGAGCUGAAAAUGACCACUUCUAUUAGUCUGCAAGAAGCCUUUGAUAAACUGAAUCCUUGUCCUGCUGGAAUCAUAGAUCAGCUGAGCGUGAUCCCCAGCAGUAGUGAGCCCCUCAAAGUCACCGCAAGCGUGUACAUACCGGCGCACGGUCGCCUCGUUUGCGGCCGCGAGGACGGAAGCAUCGUCAUCGUGCCCGCCACCCAGACGGCCAUCGUGCAGCUGCUGCAAGGGGAGCACAUGCUCCGCAGAGGUUGGCCACCUCACAGAACACUCCGUGGUCAUCGGAACAAAGUCACAUGUUUGCUAUAUCCUCAUCAGGUCUCAGCUCGUUAUGAUCAAAGAUACCUGAUAUCUGGAGGUGUGGAUUUUUCGGUCAUAAUUUGGGACAUAUUUUCUGGAGAAAUGAAGCACAUCUUCUGUGUGCAUGGUGGCGAGAUUACUCAGCUUCUGGUUCCGCCUGAAAACUGUAGCGCAAGAGUGCAGCACUGUAUCUGCUCCGUGGCCAGUGACCACUCCGUCGGACUCCUAAGUCUGCGGGAGAAGAAAUGCAUCAUGCUGGCAUCCCGUCACCUCUUCCCUGUCCAGGUCAUCAAGUGGAGGCCCUCUGACGAUUACCUGGUAGUGGGAUGCUCAGACGGCUCUGUGUACGUCUGGCAAAUGGACACUGGCGCGUUGGAUCGCUGUGUGAUGGGGAUAACGGCCGUAGAGAUCCUGAAUGCCUGUGAUGAGACCAUUCCUGCUGCCGCCGACUCACUUAGCCACCCAGCCAUCAACCUAAAACAGGCUAUGACCCGGCGUAGUCUCGCUGCUCUUAAGAACAUGGCCCAUCACAAGCUGCAGACCCUUGCGACUAACCUCUUGGCGUCCGAGGCAUCUGACAAAGGAAAUUUACCUAAAUAUUCUCAUAACUCCCUGAUGGUUCAAGCAAUAAAGACAAACCUAACAGACCCGGACAUACACGUGCUUUUCUUUGAUGUGGAAGCGCUGAUUAUUCAACUCUUGACUGAAGAAGCCUCUAGGCCGAAUACCGCGCUUAUUUCCCCAGAGAAUUUGCAAAAAGCAUCUGGCAGCUCAGACAAAGGGGGCUCUUUUCUAACUGGAAAACGAGCAGCAGUUCUCUUCCAACAAGUGAAAGAAACUAUCAAAGAGAACAUAAAGGAGCAUCUCCUCGAUGAUGAAGAUGAGGAUGAGGAGAUGAUGAGGCAGAGGAGGGAAGAAAGCGAUCCAGAAUAUCGGGCCAGCAAAUCCAAGCCAUUGACCCUGUUAGAAUAUAAUUUGACGAUGGACACUGCAAAAUUGUUCAUGUCCUGUCUUCACGCCUGGGGUUUAAACGAAGUUCUGGAUGAAGUCUGUCUCGAUCGUCUUGGAAUGCUGAAACCCCAUUGCACAGUCUCUUUUGGUCUCCUGUCGCGAGGGGGUCAUAUGUCACUGAUGCUUCCUGGUUAUAAUCAGCCUGCUUGUAAACUAUCACAUGGGAAAGUGGAAGCGGGAAGGAAGCUGCCAGCAACCGAGGGCGCAGGAAAGGGAACCUACGGAGUGUCCCGAGCCGUCACCACGCAGCAUCUCCUGUCUAUCAUAUCUUUGGCAAACACGUUAAUGAGUAUGACCAACGCAACUUUUAUUGGUGAUCAUAUGAAGAAGGGUCCUACCAGGCCACCUCGACCAAGCACCCCAGACCUUUCUAAGGCAAGGGGUUCCCCUCCAACUUCCAGUAAUAUUGUGCAAGGACAGAUUAAACAAGUUCCUGCUCCUGUCAUUUCUGCUCGGUCUGAUGCUGAUCACUCUGGCUCUGACCCUGCUUCUACUCCUGCUUUACAUUCCUGUUUCUUAGUAAAUGAAGGAUGGAGUCAGUUGGCUGCUAUGCAUUGUGUUAUGCUGCCGGACCUGCUGGGCUUGGAGAAGUUUCGGCCUCCACUUCUAGAAAUGCUGGCUCGGAGAUGGCAAGAUCGAUGCUUGGAGGUCAGAGAGGCCGCGCAGGCCCUGCUUCUAGCCGAACUGAGAAGAAUUGAGCAAGCGGGACGGAAGGAAGCCAUCGAUGCCUGGGCCCCAUACUUACCUCAGUACAUGGACCACGUCAUAUCGCCUGGAGUCUCAGCAGAAGCCAUGCAGACUGUCGGCACCGCUCCUGAUGCUUUGGGGCCGGAAGCCAAAGUCCAGGAGGAAGAGCACGACCUUGCCGAUGAUGACAUCACGACUGGUUGCUUAUCAAGCAUCCCACAAAUGAAAAAGAUUUCCACAUCUUAUGAGGAAAGACGGAAGCAAGCUACUGCUAUUGUUUUACUGGGAGUCAUAGGAGCUGAAUUUGGUGCUGAAAUUGAACCUCCCAAACUGUUGACCAGACCACGAAGCUCGAGUCAAAUUCCGGAGGGAUUUGGCUUGACUAGUGGUGGAUCCAACUACUCACUGGCCAGACACACUUGUAAGGCCCUGACAUUUCUGCUGCUGCAGCCCCCAGGCCCCAAACUGCCUCCACACAGCACGAUCCGAAGGACGGCCAUUGAUCUGAUUGGACGCGGUUUCACAGUCUGGGAGCCUUACAUGGACGUGUCUGCAGUCCUCAUGGGGCUUCUCGAACUUUGUGCUGAUGCCGAGAAGCAGCUCGCCAACAUCACAAUGGGGCUGCCUCUUAGCCCGGCAGCUGACUCCGCCCGCUCUGCGAGGCACGCCCUCUCACUCAUCGCCACGGCCAGACCACCCGCCUUCAUCACAACCAUCGCCAAAGAGGUGCACAGACACACAGCUCUGGCCGCGAAUACCCAGUCACAGCAGAGCGUGCACACGACGGCUCUUGCACGAGCCAAAGGGGAAGUGCUGAGAGUCAUCGAGAUUCUUAUUGAAAAGAUGCCCACAGACGUGGUGGAUCUUCUCGUAGAGGUCAUGGACAUCAUUAUGUACUGCUUGGAAGGAUCUUUAGUUAAAAAGAAAGGCCUUCAGGAAUGUUUCCCAGCCAUCUGCAGGUUCUACAUGGUCAGCUAUUAUGAGCGGAAUCACAGAAUAGCCGUUGGAGCUCGCCAUGGUUCAGUGGCCCUGUACGACAUCCGGACUGGAAAAUGUCAGACGAUCCAUGGACACAAGGGACCAAUCACAGCAGUGGCCUUUGCUCCUGAUGGACGGUAUCUUGCCACCUACUCGAAUACGGACAGCCACAUUUCCUUCUGGCAGAUGAACACGUCGCUGCUGGGAAGCAUCGGCAUGCUGAACUCGGCCCCUCAGCUGCGCUGCAUCAAAACCUACCAGGUGCCGCCCGUGCAGCCCGCCUCGCCCGGCUCGCACAACGCCCUCCGCCUGGCCCGCCUCAUCUGGACGUCCAACCGCAACGUCAUCCUGAUGGCCCACGACGGGAAGGAGCACCGCUUCAUGGUCUAACGCUGGGUCCGCUGUCCUGACUGCAUCCGAGGCCCCGUCCGCUCUGGAAGCCGAGACUCCUCUGUCCUUACUCACCCGGAUCGUUCCUCAGUGCCUGCCCAGGCCAGUGUCACCCGGGGGGCACGGCUAAGGCGGUGUCGCUUCCGCAUGGUCCUCGGGGGCAGACCCCCACCUGUGUCCCCUAUGAUUCAGAGGCAUGCACACCCCACCUUGCAGGAGUGGCCUUCGUGGGGACACUAGGCCAUUUUCCUUCCCGGGGUCGGGGCGG